AUUAUAGUCGAGUUAACAUCAGCGCGCCAGUCGUUUCUUCUUUUCGCUACGUGGCGCCAAUUGGAUAUCCCAAGCGAAGCCAGGUCCUUCUACACUUGGUCCUUUCAAAGGAGUGGAGGUCUUCCUCUUCCUCUGCUUCCCCCGGCGGGUACUGCUUCGAAUACUUUCAGAGCUGGAGUUUUUUCGUCUAUCCGGACAACGUGAUCUAACCAGCGUAGCCGCUGUUUUUUAAUUCGCUGAACUAUGUUAAUGUCGUCGUAUAUCUCGCACAUCUCAUCGUUCCAUCGACUGCGAUAUUCGCCGUGGCCAAUGCGCAAAUGACCAUAAAUCUUUCGCAGAACCUUUCUCUCCGAAGUAGCACCUAUUGGCAAGAGUUAUCCUGCGUUGGAUUUCCAGGCUGACAUUGUUGGUGUUAAUACUGGUUCCUAAAUAAAGAUUGUACCUGCUCGAUUAAGUUCUGCAGGUCGAACUAUUUUCUACAGUAGCAGAUUGAAGAAGUCGCCCGAUAGGGAGUCGCCUUGUCUGAAACCUCGUCUGGUAUCGAACGGCUGAAAGCAGCUUUGAAAUCGACGAAGAGGUGGUGUGUGUCGAUUCUCCUUUCACGGGUCUUUUUCCACACUGAUAAGGUCCAAUCAGUUUGUUGACGGUGGGCUUUAAUCUUUCACACAGAUUGUGGGCUCUCCCUUUUUAUGGAUUGGGCAUAGCACACUUAAAUUCCAAUCGUUGGGCAUGCUUUCGUCCGACCAUACUUUACAAAGAGGGUUAGUUCGUAAACGCAGUAAUUUUGUGCAACCCUGCUGCAUUCUUGCCGGCUGUGGUUGCUACUGCACAAUCAGCUGAUUCUACUGCCUUGCCAUUGCGGUUGUGCUGCGAAGAAUUUUUUCGCAUUUACGAACGCCAGAGAAAUGGAAUUUUUAAUUAACGCAAUUAUUGAUAACCAGGAAACUCAGAGUGAGAAUAUUUUAUUGAAUUACAAUAAAAAAAGGAUUAAACAAGUAAAGAGAAGAAAUCUUUUACUAAAAAGUGAUUUAAAAAAGAAAAGGUCCGUACCAAAAGUGAACAAUUACCUGGAUAUAAUAAAAAACUAUCCAGAGGAUGUAUUUCAAUCGCAUUUUCGGAUGGCGCGAUCAACUUUUAUGAUAUUGCGAAACUCUAUCCAACCAUAUUGGACCAGAUCAUUGCGCGGCCGGUUGGGGCAUUCCCUUGAAAUGUGCCUUUAUGUAACGCUGUGGAAAUUGGGUAACAGCAACGGCACGUUUCGCGAGCUUAGUGACCGGUUUGGUGUUGCGAAGGGAACCACGCAUAAAAUAUUUUUUAAUGUUAUUAAAAUGAUUUCUUCAUUAAAAAAUGAAAUAAUAUGGCCUUCUGCUGUUAAACAAAGGCAAGUAAUGGAACAUUUCGAAAGGAGUCGAUGCAAUCCUUUUCCAUUUGUUGUGGGAUGUGUAGAUGUGACGCAUUUCAACAUCUCGCUUCCAAAAAAUGAUGCGAUUAGUUACUACAACCGAAAAGGAAAUCAUACAAUUAUUUUGCAGGCCAUAUGUGACAGUAAAUUUCGCUUUCUGGAUGUAUUUAUUGGAUGUCCAGGCAGUUGCCAUGAUGCUCAUGUAUGGAAAACUAGCCCUAUUUAUAAAGGAAUUAUUUCCGGUGAAGUGGAACUUGCUGAAAAUGCAGUCAUUUUAGGAGAUUCUGCCUAUCCUUUAUCAAAAUUCCUGCUCACACCUUACAGAGAUAAUGGGCAUUUAAGAUCGGAAGAAAGAAAGUUUAAUUACUGCUUAAGCUCAACUCGUGUUUUUAUCGAGCAGUCGUAUGGGAUUUUGGAACAAAAGUUUAAAAUACUAAAUUAUAUAAACUUGAGGUCAGUCAAAAAAGCAUCAAUGGUAAUAUUUGCCUGUACAAUAUUGCACAACUUUAUUAUAAAUAGAGGAAACCCUUCGGAAUAUCUUGUUGAAUUACCAGAAAAUAAUAACGUCAUAAAUGAAGAAAAUGAAAAUCACCUUAGUACUUCACUGGCACCUGAAGAAAAUAACGAUUUAGAUGGAAUUGCUAUAAGGCGCAAUUUGACAACGUUGUUUUGUUCUUAAAUAAAUAUAAGUAAAAUACUUAUGAGUGGAAUUCAUUGUGUUUUAUUUGUGUACUAAUUAACAACUUAUAUUAUUCGUUAGUAAAAAUAAAAAAAAAACUCUAAUUACUCUGUUUUACAGCCAUAUUCAUAUUUAAGACUAAAUACUAUCAUCUUAUCUGUCUAAAAACUUUUGAAGCAUAUCUCUAAGGCUAGCCAUGGUUUGUAUUCUCUCGCGCUCUAUUUGCAUCUUUUCCCGUUCAAGCUCUAUAAUCUGAUCGUGCCUUUCCUUUUCAUUUUUAGCUUCUUCCUUAAGGAAUUCCAGAGACUCAUUGGCACUGGUUGUCCUACGUCUUCUGCCGAGAUUGGUCGAUGUUGUUUUGUUCGAGGUUCCUGGAGAGUCAUUCGAAACCCCAAUAUCUUCCACCACAUUGGAAGCAUCCCUUGUACUUGGCAGUGACAAAGACGAAUACAAAUUCUCAGGAGGCGUACUAAUGGAAUGUCUAGUUCCAUACACAUCGUCAAAUUCUUCAAAAAACUCCCAAGCACUUGCAGCACGCCCUGUUAAGCUAUUUCGCUUUUUAAUUCUUUUAUAUGUGCAGAAGAGAUUCACAAAUUUACGGGAA
This is a messenger RNA of Bactrocera dorsalis (oriental fruit fly), 2685 nucleotides long. Its product is annotated as putative nuclease HARBI1. The transcript is spliced from 3 exons. The coding region runs from base 906 to 2081 and encodes 391 amino acids. The record is from RefSeq and is a predicted model, not a curated record. NCBI's taxonomy places the organism in Eukaryota, Metazoa, Arthropoda, Insecta, Diptera, Tephritidae.